GCUCAUAUGUUUUCGCCGUAUUUCGCCCGAUAAACUUGUGGUUUGUGUUGUUUGUGUUUUUGUUGUGAAAUUGCGCUUAAACUAUGUUGGACGAUCUUGAUGACCGUACAUUAAAACUGUUUUGUUAACAUUCUGAAUUGAAUUCGGAAUAAUUAUUGCAUCAAUCAAUCGAUUUUAAAUGAUUGGUGUCUCGGAAAAUUUUGUUUCAAAUAAUCGGUCGAGUUAUCGCUGUACAGUACAGUUCGUAUUAAGACCACAAAAAGGCAUUGUGUUGUGCUCCUCUUUUAUUCUGAAUUUUUUAAACCUCAACUAUGUCUAAGACCCAAAUUAACGUUGUCAACAAACACGAUCGAACGGUGGUUCUGGUUGACAUGGACUGUUUCUAUUGUCAAGUGGAAGAAAAAUUGGAUCCAUCGCUCAAAGGGAAACCUAUUGCUGUGGUUCAGUAUAACGCUUGGAGAGGAGGAGGAAUAAUUGCUGUGAAUUAUGCCGCACGCGAUCGAGGUGUAACCAGGCAUAUGAGAGGUGAAGAAGCAAAAAAUCAUUGUCCAGAAAUUGAGCUAGUUAAGGUGCCGAGUGUCCGUGAAAAGGCCGAUCUAACGAAAUAUCGUGAAGCUGGAAAAGAUGUGGCAUCGGUACUACAAAGGUUUACCACAUUGCUGGAACGAGCCAGUGUCGAUGAGGCUUAUUUGGACAUAACGGAAAAUGUUCGGAAACGAUUCAAAGAGAUGAACGAUGGUACGUUCGUAUUGACGCCGGACAAGCUGACAAAUUGCUUUGCCGUGGGAUAUGAUCACAUCGGUGAUUUCGUACAAAAUCUGUCGAAGAAGGUUACGUUCAAAAAGGGCGCCGAUAAGGUGAAUGUGGAAGGAGGUGGUGACGAACAAGAGAAGCUGUUUACGAAAUAUGACAUCAAACUGCUGAUUGGUGCAUCGAUAGUAAAUGAGAUACGUGAAGCCGUCAAAAAGGAGACUGGUGAGUGUUGUUUCACAAGAACCGGUAAAGAUUUACCGCUCUUUGCACUUUUAGGCUUCGAAUGCUCGGCCGGAAUCGCACAUAACAAAAUUUUGGCCAAGCUCGUGUGUGGCAUGAACAAGCCGAACAAACAAACUGUUUUGCCGGUUAAAAACGUCAGUCUCCUGUUUAGUGACCUACCUCUGCAGAAGAUAAAAGGACUCGGAGGUAAAUUUGGCGAAGAUGUCUGCGACAAAUUGAAAAUCAAACUGAUGUCGGAACUGAGUUCAUUUUCUCUAACUGAACUGCAGAGAACAUUCGACGAUAAAACUGGACUGUGGCUGUUUCAGAUGGCCCAAGGUAUUGAUUUGGAAGCUGUUACUCCGAGGUUUGCAUCGAAAUCGAUCGGGUGCUGUAAGAAAUUCCCAGGUCGAAAUUCCAUUAAGGGAAUAGCAACGCUAACGCACUGGUUAAAUGAGUUGGCGACUGAAAUCGUCGAACGAUUGGACAAGGAUGAAAUUGAAAACAGUCGAGUAGCAAAACAAAUUGUCGUUAGUUUUACACAGAAAUUCAGUACCGAGGAAGUGGCCAGUACUCGAUGCGUUCCACUAAAUGAUAUUGAUGUGGAGAAGAUCGCUCACGAUGCCUUGGAUGUUAUUAAGAAGAACACCGACGUUUUCUUCAAAAACGAACAGAAUACGGUCAUUUUGAAUCCGAUCACCCUGCUGGGCAUAAGUGCCGGAAAGUUCGAGGACAUUAACCAGCAAAAGAGAAAUACGAUCAGGGACCUGUUUAGCAAGGCAAUCACCAAUGAAAGCACGAAAAAAACGGAGAUCGAUUCAAGUGAACCUGUUAAUGGUCCGGAAGCACGUAAGGCAGCCGAUAGCAAACCUUCGAGCAUUAAAUCAUUUUUUACGGCCGCAAAAGAUGUUGCUGAAGAGAAUAAUCAAAAGAAUGAAGUAGAUCCCUCCAUUGACAAUGAAUUCGAUUGCAAUAGCAACAGUUCAGUGGACAUGUUAAUCACCAACGCUGCAGCAGAUUUGAAGACGAUACAUGAGGGCGAUACGAUCACCGUUGCAGCAGAUUCGCCACCAGUACAAGACAUAACAGCAACAGAGGUCAAUGACACCAUGUCCACUUUCGAUUCAAAUGAAAGGAAUGAAAGGACGGCCAGUUCUUCGGUUGCCUUCCCCGAAAAUGUCGAAUCACAACAGCCGGGUCCAUCAGGUCAAUCCGAUUACAAAUCGAGUUAUGUUGAAUAUCUUCGGCCUGACAUACCCGACGAGUUCUUCGAAACAUGUUCACAAUGCCACAAGAAACUUUUGACCGUAGAAAUGCAAUCCCAUCUGGACAUGCAUCUUGCGUUCCAACUGAGUGAGGAACAACGCAUAGAGUUUCGUUCUCAGUUGAAGACGAAAACGUCGUCAGCAUCGCCUCCAAUUGCUAAAAAAGCCAAACUCGAUCGAAACGCCAAUCUGAAUUCAUCGAGUUCGGGCGGCAGUAAAGUGAGUCGAACCACAGAUGCAACAGGUGCUAACGGCAAGGGAGUAUUGACCAAGUAUUUUGUAGCGAAAAAGGAUGAGGCACCAGAGUCGUCGGUUCAGUGUGACGAGUGUGGAAAGUUCAUUCCCAUCGAAGGUGUUGUUGAACAUUCCGACUACCAUACGGCCAAGAAAUUGCAAAUGGAAAUCAAUUCGCUGAACGUGGCUCCGUUGGUUGGUAGUGCAGUAGGCCAAAAUCCGAAAACAAAAUCCCGAACCGAUCCAUCGACGGCGAAGAAACGAAGCAUAGCUUCCUUCUUCAAAGCCGCAAAUUGAUGUGCCUCUUAGUGUUACGCCUUGGUUUUGUAAAUUUCUGUUUUUAGGUUCGAAAAAUGUCUACCUCAGUCUCGUUGUGUAAUAAAAUUGCGGGUUCAAAAUG
Bradysia coprophila is the source of this 2874-nucleotide messenger RNA. It is a transcript of the gene PolH, whose product is annotated as DNA polymerase eta. Gene Ontology annotation, cellular component: nucleus; site of double-strand break; replication fork. NCBI's taxonomy places the organism in Eukaryota, Metazoa, Arthropoda, Insecta, Diptera, Sciaridae. The record is from RefSeq and is a predicted model, not a curated record. Gene Ontology annotation, molecular function: damaged DNA binding; DNA-directed DNA polymerase activity. Gene Ontology annotation, biological process: error-prone translesion synthesis; response to radiation.